AUGGCUGGGCCCUCAUACUUGACGCUCCCGCAUCGCGACCAGAUUUUGGUCCUGGUGAUUUGCCGUCUGAUUGAGCCCUUGGCUUAUACAUCCAUUUCCCCUUAUCUUUAUUAUCUUGUGGAAUGGUUUGGAUAUAAGUCUCCAGCAACCAUCACGGCUCUGGGCACCAUUGUUGUAUCCGGGUUUGCGCUGGGCCAAGCGGCCACCGGCAUGUACUGGGGGUCUCUUUCUGAUCGGAUCGGGCGCAAACCCGUAAUUAUGUUUGGCUUGAUUGGAACUGCCGUUGCAACUCUCAUAUUCGGAUUUGCAACCGACGUCUACGUGGCCACUGGAGCGAGGUUGCUGGCCGGCACGCUCAACGGUAACGUCGGCGUUAUGCGAACUAUGAUUGCCGAACUCUGCGUGGGACACAAAGAAUAUCAGUCGCGUGCUUUCACAGUCAUGCCCAUCACCUUUAACAUUGGAACAAUCCUCGGACCCGUUGUUGGCGGAAUGCUGGCUGACCCGGCAACGGCUUACCCCAACUCAUGGAUCGGCAAAGUUGCCCUUUUCAAAAAAUUCCCAUACCUUCUACCUAACAUCUUCCCUAUGCCACUGCUUGCCGUGGCCAUGGUCAUAUGCAUGCUCUUCUUAAAGGAAACCCAAACUGGACCCGACGUCUGGUGGCCUCCAGAAUACGAUCCUGGGCUUAGACUCGGCAACUGGUUGCGCGGGAAAUCUACCUCCUACUCAUCAUACACUAUGGUGUCGUCGACUGAAGAAGACGAAGACUCUCUUCUUGAGGAAGAAGAGGAAGAGAUUGCCGACGCAUAUGUUUCCAAUAACAAUACUACGGAGACAUCCACUAUGUCUAUUGUGGAACCAACAAACCAUUCUGAACCUGAGUUUGGUUUGCGUGACAUCCUCACACGACCAGUGGCAGUAACCAUUACUUGCUAUACCCUACUCAUGUUUCACUGCCCUGCCUUUCUUCAAAUGUUACCCCUCUACAUGGCCACGCCACGUGUGAUCUCUAACACUUCACUUAACGAACACUUGCCACUAGUUUUUGAUGGUGGUCUGGGGAUGCCUGAGUCACGAAUCGGCGCGGCCAUAGCUCUUAUGGGAAUGACUGGUAUUAUAUUACAGUUUGCUGCCUACCCGCGUAUUGCAGCUGCCAUUGGUAACGCCCGUGCACACCGUGUCUCGCUCUACAUUUUCCCCAUUGCCUAUGUUCUUGCCCCCUUUACUACACUUCUUACUCGCAAGGGCUAUUCUGGUUCUACUCAGGACUCGCGUUGGACUACAGUUGCAGCUAUUGUGCCGAUUGCCAUGGCCGCCAUUUUAGGCCGUACUCUUGCCAUUCCACCUAUGCCUGUGCUACUGACCAAUGCUGCCACAGAGUCGCAUCGCGAGCGAGCAAUGGGCAAAAUCCAUGGACUUGCAGCCAGCGUCACAUCGGUGGCCAAGUGCAUGGGACCUUUUGUACUAGGCAACUUGUACUCGUGGGGUGUUCACAUUGGUAUAGUUGGAUUAGCCUGGUGGAUCAUGGCUGGUGUUGUUAUUGCAGAGAUUUUUGUGGCUAGCGGCCUACGUGAAUGGGGUGAAGAAGAGGAGGAAGAUGAUCACGAAUCAUGA
Molecule: messenger RNA, 1617 nt
Organism: Magnusiomyces paraingens
Lineage: Eukaryota; Fungi; Ascomycota; Dipodascomycetes; Dipodascales; Dipodascaceae
Exons: 1
Coding region: 1-1617 (538 amino acids)
Biological process (GO): transmembrane transport
Molecular function (GO): transmembrane transporter activity
Source: RefSeq, a predicted model, not a curated record